AUGGAUGAUGACAGCCAGGACGAACUGAUAAACAAGAAUGCUGCUCUAGGGAAGGGCAAAAGGCAGUGCCUCGCGCUCCUCAGUGAAACAGAAAGCAAUGGUGGGAAUAGCUGUGAUUCAGAGGAUGAUACUGGAAGUGAAGAGGAAGAUGAUGACACUGAGGCAGAGGGAGGUGAGGAAGACAAGGAAGAAAGUGAAGAUGAAGAAUUAGAAGAUUGUGAAGAUGAUGAUGAAGAGGAGGAAGAGGAAGAAGAAACUGAGGCUGCUGUGGAGGGAAUGGCUGAUUCUCUGAAAUUAGAGCCACACUUGAAUGGAGGAAGCAUCUCCUCUGAUGAGGAUGGUGAAAACUGCCCCAUUUGCCUCAACACGUUUCGGGAUCAGGCUGUGGGGACUCCUGAGAACUGCUCCCAUUAUUUCUGCUUGGACUGCAUCGUGGAGUGGUCUAAGAAUGCAAACUCCUGUCCAGUGGAUCGAAUCCUCUUUAAGUACAUCAGCAUUCGGGCACGUUUUGGUGGUAAAAUCCUAAAAAAGAUUCCUGUUGAGAACACGAAAACUCAGGGUAGUGAUGCAGAGGAUGAUCCAACCUUCUGUGAGGUGUGUGGCAGGAGUGACCGCGAGGAUCGCCUGCUGCUCUGCGAUGGCUGUGAUGCAGGGUAUCACAUGGAAUGCCUUAAUCCACCUCUGAGUGAAGUCCCUGUGGAUGAAUGGUUCUGUCCAGCCUGUGCCCCCAUGGGUGUCAGUGCUGCUGCAGAUACAGAUCAUGUCAGUGAAGAAGAGGUGGCUGCACUCGUGGCUGAUGUUGUUCCCACCACCAGUAGGCUACGCCUUCACGUCCGAACUCGAGCUAUAGCCAGGACUCGGCAGAGCGAACGUGUGAGGGCAACGGUGAACAGGAACCGGAUAACCACAGCACAGCAGAUCCAGCACGUGCCCAGGUACCUCAUGUCAUCUCUUCUGGAUGAGACAAUUGAGGCAGUUGUGGCAGGCCUAAACACAGCAGUCUACCAGCGUCCCCUUACACCACGGGCUCCUACCAGGCAGAAGAGAAAAACAGGUAGACGGAAGAAAGCAGGAGGCAAAAGAAGAACUCAGACAAAAUCUUCUGCUGGGAAGAAGAGUUCAGGGGCACAGUCGAAGAGACGCAAGCGUGUGGUAAAGAAGAGAAGGGGGAAAAAGAUAAGAGUAAGAUCACAUGUGAAAAAUGAGGUUACUACUCGCUCCCGUAUUGCAAGAACUCUUGGUCUUGGCAAACCUGUGCGUGGAGCCUCACUCCCUUCCAUGUACAAACCCACAGAGCCCUCACUGGGUCUGAUGAGAGCAGAUAUUGGUGCAGCUUCUCUGUCUGUGUUUGGGGAUCCAUAUGAGUUGGAUCCUUAUGAAAGUAAUGAAGAGGUUCCAGCAAAUCCAGAUUCACCAGUGAGUGCCAAAAGGAGAGUUCUCUCCCAGUCAGCACUGAGGUCUCACCGUCCUGUAGCCAGACCCGUUUCUGUGGGACUUCCCAGAAGCAGUGUACCUGCCUUGAGUCCUGAUCAAGAAGCAGAAGCUGCCCCUGUGCCUGAUCUGCUGGGAAGUAUCCUGUCUGGACAGAGCUUUCUUAUGAUGAGUAGUUCAGAUGUGGUCAUCAACAGAGACGGUUCGCUGACUGCAAAGAAGGCAG
Molecule: messenger RNA, 1657 nt
Organism: Acanthisitta chloris (rifleman)
Lineage: Eukaryota; Metazoa; Chordata; Aves; Passeriformes; Acanthisittidae
Product: PHD and RING finger domain-containing protein 1-like
Exons: 12
Source: RefSeq, a predicted model, not a curated record